Lodderomyces theae is the source of this 2502-nucleotide messenger RNA. It is a transcript of the gene SOG2, whose product is annotated as Sog2p. The transcript has a single exon. The record is from RefSeq and is a predicted model, not a curated record. NCBI's taxonomy places the organism in Eukaryota, Fungi, Ascomycota, Pichiomycetes, Serinales, Debaryomycetaceae. Gene Ontology annotation, molecular function: protein binding. The coding region runs from base 1 to 2502 and encodes 833 amino acids.
AUGAGUCGGUCGCAAGUCUUUUCACUACUUGAUGAUCAGCAUGAAUCGAUUUCCAAUGCCAAAACAGUCAAGUUGAAUUCGUUACCCUCAGUGAAUACUCGUAUUUUAAUUGACCUUAUUGAUGAGUAUUUACUGUCUUUCCACCCUCCUUUGGUGGUAGAAAGGUUGACACUUCAAGAUGAUUUCAUCACCGAAAUACCACCCAACAUCAUCAAAAUACUGAAACACUUGAAAUAUUUGGACUUGCACCAUAACAACAUCUCGCAUAUAUCUAGCAACAUUUUGCCAAUGCUCAAGCUGGUGGAAAUUCUAGAUUUAUCAUCAAACCAGAUUUCGCUAGUGCCGGAGUCAAUCACAAACUUGAGCAGCCUAAAAGUAUUGUCCUUGAAGAACAACAACAUCAAAUACCUUACACCAGCUCUAGGCGAACUCGAACAUUUAAAUCUUAUUGAGGUUUCGAAUAAUCCUCUCAGGAUCCCAUCAUUUGAUUUGAUACGAUCAUUCCAAGGACGAGCUGCUGAGAAGGAUUGGGUGAGCCAAUUGAAAAUUUACUUAUUAUCAAACAGACAUACAAUCAAUGCCAAAAUUGAAGAAUCAAGAGAUCCCACCCCUCUGCAUUAUCAAACCAUGGAUCCACAUAAUACAGAAUAUCAAGUUGCUCUGCUAGAUGUACAAUCAUCUCAAAAUGCGAGCGAUGUCACCAAAUCAAAAUCCACAAAAGCUUCCAAGAGGAUGGGCUUCAUUGUCAAAAAGCUAGAGGAGACAACACCAGAGGAUGAUUUAGAAGACGAGAAACCGAUAACAAAGACAUCAAUUCCCAGACCAAUCAUUCAUGAUGGUGCUCCUCACUCAGCUUCUGCUGCUGAAACUAAGUUUGUGAUAGCAAGCCCGCCACCACCUUCCCAGUCAGCUGUAACGAGCUCCACUGCACCGAGCUCAGCCUCUGUAUCUCCUUCUAAUGAGUAUGCCGCGUUGGCACACAAGCCUAGCCAAAAUCCAAGACCAAUACCCAGAUCGAGAUCAAAUUCAAUGAAAGAAAUUGACAAAAUUCUAGAAAAGAACGAAAAUGUCGAUACCGAACACAAGUCAAAUGCCUACUUCAAACGGUUGUCAACUUUGCAAGAACUACCAGUGGACGAGUCCGAAAUUCAAGAUUCCCCAACAAGUAACCAAAAGGCUCCACGUCAAACAUUGGAUCCCGGUUACCGUGUCACUCUGUCUACACUGGUGUCGGUGCCGAGAGCCAACACUUCAGUCAAUGCCUCCAGUCCAGACAGUGGAUCGCCUAUACGACCUGCUCAAUUAAAGAAGCAUAUUAAUCCCAAUAUUGUUAAAGUUUCGCGAAAGGUUCUCUUCUCCUUCAGCGAGCUACACUCUUCCAUCCGGAGGUUCACUGGAUUUUGCUCAGACAAGAAGAUUACUAUGAAGAUGGUAUCAUUGUUGUAUACAACAAAAUCCAACAUUGAUUCAUUAGUUGAAAACCUCGAAGUGAUGGAAGAGAGUGGGGAAAAUGCGGAACAAAUCGCGGAGACAUUGCAUGCAUGCAUAACUUCAUUCAGGUCCAUAAUGGAUUUACUACUGGAAAAUUUGACCAAGUUUGUCAGCAAGAUCGACGUGUGCUUUAUCCGAAUGUUGUACUUGUCUGUGUUUGGAUCAAUUAACGAGCUAAAAAAUGCCCACGUCCUUUUAACAAAACAUAAAGGUUCAGAUUUCAAACUGAAACUCUCAAUCAAUACGAACGUUGGGUCUUCUUUUGCUGAAGUGGAUGAAAAAUUGUAUGUUACGGUGGAAUCUGCAAUAGCCAAUGCACAAUCUAUUUUUACCGAGUUGAACAAGGAUGUGCAUAGAGGUGCUGGCGCCAACGCCGGCUCAGUGCUGACAAAUGUGGCCACAAAAAUCAAGGACCUCAGUAGCAUUUGUGCGUCCUCCUUGGAAAUAACCAAGAGGCUAAAUACCAAGCUCAUCGCCAUUAGGAAUGAACCUUCUCAUGGAACGAGGAAGCAAUUUGCAGAAGACACAAACCAGUUUUUGAAGUCCAUUGUUCUGAUUUUAGCUGCAGUGAAAAGCAUUGUUGUUGACAUACCCAUAUUGGAGGACGUUCGAGCGCCAAUGUCAAGCUUAACCAAAACAGCUAAAGAGGUCACGUACAUGUUGGAGAUAUCUUCUUACAAAACGUUGUUAUCUGAUUCAGGGCAGGGGAAUCAACAAGUGCAGAGUGCUUCCACAGGUGUUCAACCACCCACAAUGUUUACCCCUGUGUCUGGUCGUGCUCCUACAUUGCUUUCAACGAGUGCACUCUCUAGUGGUCCGGCUCCAGUCCGAAAUCCCGUUGUUCCACCACCAAAUUUGUCUACUGCUAACUUGCAAGAUACAGCGACUGGCUCAUUUGCCCCAGUAAGUGGCCCACUCACUGCACCUCCACAAUCAAGUGGUCAAAUGUUUGCCAAGAAUGGAAUGAAUCCGUUUGAUAAGCUUAUAUUGAGUAAGCAUGAGGAAACAUAG